Molecule: messenger RNA, 1598 nt
Organism: Gavialis gangeticus (Gharial)
Lineage: Eukaryota; Metazoa; Chordata; Crocodylia; Gavialidae
Gene: TMEM242
Product: transmembrane protein 242
Exons: 4
Coding region: 12-440 (142 amino acids)
Source: RefSeq, a predicted model, not a curated record
GCGGAGCCGGCAUGGGGGAGGCCGGCGGGGAGCGCCCGGGUCGCGAGGGGGCCGUGGGCCCCGCAGCCGCCCGGGACCGGCUCUUCUUCUUGCAAGGUGGAAUUUUUCUAGGCACUGUUGCUAUAGCGGGAAUGAUGCUAGGUUUUGGUACAACACUUGCCUCAGCAAAGAAGAAAAACCCCAACUGGUUCAAUAAGGGUAUUACUGCCACAGCUGCACUACCAGAGAGUGGUUCAUCACUGGCCUUGCGAGCCCUGGGGUGGGGUUCUUUGUAUGCCUGUUGUGGAGUGGGAUUGAUCAGCUUUGCUAUCUGGAAGGCUUUGGGAGUCCACAGCAUGAAAGAAUUUCACAAUAAAAUGCAAUCACUGUUUCCAGAAAUUCCUAAAAAAGGAGAGUCAGAGUCCACAGUCAAAUGGGAUGACUUACUGAAAUCCAAAUGAAAGGAACAGAAGAAAUACAAAUUGUAAUAUUUAGUAGGAAAGGCAGCAGAACCUGUGGAGAUGUCCAGUCUAAAAAAAGAAAAGUAAAAGAAAGCGACACUGAUUUGAAUGCAAGAGCCUGAGCAAGGUAGUGACUUGAAUUCACCGAACAUGAGGAAGACAGUUAUUAUUUGACAGCAAGAGAACAGAAACCUAUUCAGUGUUAAUUUUCACUGUUACUUUUCAGUUGUCACUACAGUUAAAUUUAAAGAAUCUUACAGAAUAACCCAAACUCAGUGUGAAAGAAGACUACAGUCAUAUGAGACCACAUUUCACUUAUGGAAAGCAAUCAAAUAUGAAACCAGUCUUGAGUGGUAAAUAGCAACAUAAUAUAUUUGUAAACCCUUCUCCCAUCUCACUUCCAAAGAGACAUUCUGUGUUGUUUGGAGAAAUAAAGAAUAGCAGUAAUUCUAAUGUCAUGAAUAUGUCUUGUUAGGAUUAAUAGUGACUAAGUCUAUUAUGUCAAAUCAAUUAAUAUAUCCAGGUAAUGGACUACCCCAGUUCUUGGCAAUAGAGGAAAUACCUGAAAAGAAUUAUGGUUGUACCUAUGGGAGAGUUGCUGGCAGCAUCCAAUAUGCCAAGGAAACAUGGGAGGAAGACCUGUUUGAAAUUCUUUGUAAAGCAGGGGAAGGCAUUCUCUGCAAAGGGGACUUUUAUUUACUCAGUUGUCCAUUUUGUUAUUGAAUGCCACAGCAGUGGACCUGAUGACUUGUAUAAGAGCCUCAAGCAUGAAAGUAGAGGCCAUUCAAAUUGUGAGACGUCUAGUCUAUUCCACAAAACAAAUUCUUGUGUCCAUCUGCCCACCUGGCUGCCUUAGUAUUUUUAUAUGUUAGGUUUCCUGGGCUCUGCUAACCAGGAGAAUCCUAAGCAAUGUGUCAUUCUUCAUGCUAAAAUGAUCUCAGGUAAUGUGGGUGUAAACUUAGAAAGAAUGAUGUCUGAUUCAACACUGCAUUUGUGGAACUGCAGAUCUAAAAAUUGUAAAAAAAAAAAAAAAUAGUAAUACCCAGAUUCUUUCAGUGGAACAAUCCCUUUCUAAAUGCUCAAUUAUCAGUUGUUUUCUUAAUUGCUCAAGGUUCAAUUAGUCAGCCGUCAGGUUUAAUAAAGUGCUCUUGAAAUGUA